Penicillium salamii is the source of this 1338-nucleotide messenger RNA. Lineage: Eukaryota; Fungi; Ascomycota; Eurotiomycetes; Eurotiales; Aspergillaceae. The record is from the annotation of a GenBank genome assembly.
AUGGUGUGGGAGUACUAUAAUGGAAAGACAGUGUUCAUCACUGGAGGCACAGGCUUCAUUGGCACAGUUCUUCUGUACCGACUACUGAGUCAGUCUUCACCAGAGCGAGUAUAUGUACUUUGUCGGGGUGGACAAAAAAAAGCGCAGGAGAAAUGGUCAAAUAUGCUACCAGAAGUGGCUGCAAGUGUUCUCACCCAAAACCCACGGGUGACGGUCUUUGAUGGGGAAGUGGGAGACACCGCGACGAUGAACCUAUCAGAAGAUACACUUCAGAUGCUCAAACAAACGGUGCACAUAGUCUUCCAUGCGUCAUCGUCAAUCCAGCUGAAUAAUUCUCUUCGCGAAUUGGCAUAUAGCGUCAUGGCACCGACCCUGUGCUUGACGAGAUAUGCCAUGAAGUUCCCCAAACUUGAGCGGUUCGUAUUUUUCUCCACCGCAUAUGCCAAUGCACACCUGUGGAAAGACCACGAGUCAACGGACGUACCAGUUGAUGAGAGGGUAUAUUCCCUCAGCAACGAGGAAGAUGGCUACCAAAAUGCCCCCGAAGCAUGGAGUGAAGUACAAAAGAACGGUUCAUCCGCCGAGUACGAUGCUCACGAUUUCCCCUGGCCAUACGCAUAUGCCAAGCACCUGGCCGAAAGGCUAGUUCUGCACAAAGCAUCUGAGCAAAACAAGCUGGACAAGAUACUCAUCAUCAGGCCCUCGGUGCUCGGCCCAGCCGACAAAUUCCCAUACCAUGGCUUUGCGACCGCGUACGGCGCGCCAUCAACAGCCUGUGCGGCGGCGUACAUGCUCCACCCAGGUCGGAAAAUCACUCUGGCAACGCGGUGUAAGAACCCCGAUCAAGAGUCCACUAUCGACGAGGUCCCGGUGGAUGUGGUAGCGGACCGAACAUUGGUCCAUGUGGCACUAGGGACGAGUGGAUGCGUCCAUGCAGUCAGUGGAGAGCAGGGCCGUUUAACAACUGAGGAAUGGUGGCACGCGUUCAAAAAGGAGAGAUUGAUACCCUGGAAUGCAAGGCCGACCUGGACCUCCGAUAACUGGCAUUCACCUAAUCUCCACCAAAUUGCUCGCAAAUUCAAGAUCAUCGGCACUUCAUUUGCCUUCUCUGAACAGAGGACUGUUGAGGUGUUGGAGAAGCUAGGGGCUUCAGAGAAGGAGAAUCUUCAUCUCUUUACUGACCGGUCUAAGCCUUACUCCUUGCAUUUGAGACGGCACCACAUUCAUCACCAGGCGGUUGAGGUGGCUAGGAAGAAUAAGUGGCCCCUCUUCUCUGCGAGACUGCUAUGUCGCAAAGGAAAGAAUGUGCCUCAGAUGGAGAAAACGGCAGUCGCAUGA